Molecule: messenger RNA, 1135 nt
Organism: Lepus europaeus (European hare)
Lineage: Eukaryota; Metazoa; Chordata; Mammalia; Lagomorpha; Leporidae
Gene: YIF1B
Product: Yip1 interacting factor homolog B, membrane trafficking protein
Exons: 8
Coding region: 39-980 (313 amino acids)
Biological process (GO): endoplasmic reticulum to Golgi vesicle-mediated transport
Cellular component (GO): endoplasmic reticulum-Golgi intermediate compartment; Golgi membrane; COPII-coated ER to Golgi transport vesicle
Source: RefSeq, a predicted model, not a curated record
GUUCCGAACCGCGGCUUAGACGGCGGCGGCGGCGGAGGAUGCACCCGGCAGGCUUGGCGGCGGCGGCGGGGACGCCCCGGCUGCGUAAGUGGCCCUCAAAGCGGAGGAUCCCCGUGUCCCAGCCAGGCAUGGCCGACCCCCACCAGCUUUUCGAUGACACGAGUUCGGCCCAGAGUCGGGGCUACGGGGCCCACCGGGCCCCCAGCAGCCUAGGCUACCCCGCAGCCCCCGCCUCGGCCCAGGCCACCUUCCUGAAUGACCCCGUGUCCAACAUGGCCAUGGCCUACGGGAGCAGCCUGGCAGCUCAGGGCAAGGAGCUGGUGGACAAGAACAUUGACCGCUUCAUCCCGGUCACCAAGCUCAAGUACUACUUCGCAGUGGACACCAUGUAUGUGGGCAAGAAGCUGGGUCUGCUCGUCUUCCCCUACCUGCACCAGGACUGGGAGGUGCAGUACCAGCAGGACACACCCGUGGCCCCGCGCUUCGACGUCAACGCUCCGGACCUCUACAUUCCAGCUAUGGCUUUCAUCACCUACAUCCUGGUGGCCGGCCUUGCCCUGGGCACCCAGGACAGGUUCUCCCCAGACCUGCUGGGGCUGCAGGCAAGCUCAGCGCUGGCCUGGCUCACCCUGGAGGUGCUGGCCAUCCUGCUCAGCCUCUACCUGGUCACUGUCAACACCGACCUCACCACCAUCGACCUGGUGGCCUUCCUGGGCUACAAAUAUGUUGGGAUGAUCGGCGGGGUCCUCAUGGGCCUGCUGUUCGGGAGGAUCGGCUACUACCUGGUGCUGGGCUGGUGCUGUGUGUCCAUCUUUGUGUUCAUGAUCCGGACCCUGCGGCUGAAGAUCCUGGCCGAGGCGGCGGCCGAAGGGGUCCCGGUGCGCGGGGCGCGGAACCAGCUGCGCAUGUACCUGACCAUGGCCGUGGCGGCGGCGCAGCCUCUGCUCAUGUACUGGCUCACCUUCCACCUGGUGCGGUGAGGGCGUCGGCCCGAGCCUUCCUCCGCUCUCAUCUCCGCCCGGGGCCGCCCCCGGCCCGCAGGCCUCCCCGACCCCCGUCCCCCCAAGGUGCUGAGAGAUCUCCCACUGCACAGGCCGCGAGCGCGGCCGCUGUUACCAAUAAAGCCGAUGGAGGG